AAAUCCGAAAUAUCACAGAAUCGGAGAAGCAAUGAAAGAAAGAGGCAAAGCUGUGGAUGCAUUCAACAGCGACGUUGAAUACUACUGUUCAUCGGAUCUUCCAUGCAAGAAGCACCCUUAUUCAUCCUCAGUUGGGAUAUGUGCUUACUGUCUCAAGGAUCGGCUCAUCAAGCUGGUCUGCUCUGACUGUGGAGAGCAGCGCCUCUCUUCUUGCUCUUGCUCCGACAUGUCUUCAGUUCGCAAUUCAUGCUCUGUCGAGGUAGGUAGUGUUGGUCGAGUCUCAUUCCUGAUAGAGAAUGAAAAAGGUGAAAUUUCACAGUCACAUUCGAAGCCCAGAGACCAAGAGAAUUCUGGGGAAGUUGUGAUGCUCAAAAGGAGCAGCAGCAGCUGUGUUGAGAUUAAAAGAGGUGGGUUCUGGAAAAUUGGGAGGCUGUUUAGGAAGAAAAGAGGAAAAACUUGCGAUAGAUCGAGUGUUGGUGGGUGUGAUGAGAAAACUGAUUUGUGGUUGGUUGAUUACAUGGGUGUGUCUAGAUCAAGGUCUCUUUGCAGUUUCAGGGGUGGUGGGUGGUUUGGUUCAGAGGAUGGUGGGGAUUUGGUUGUCUCAGCUGCUAGGAGUUCCAUUUCUGCGGCCAGGAGUUCUGGUGUCAACGGGGGUCUGCUUUUAGAUUCUGCAAGAAGAAGCGGAUUUAGUGAAGCAGAGCCAAGAAAAAGUGGAUUUGAUGGGGAAAAGAAAGACGUUCUUUUGGAGCUUGAAAAAGGUGCUGAUUUCAAGAGCGUGAAGCGGGGUGGUGUUUUGGAGCCUGACGCUGGUUUUAAUGGAGCAAAUAGACGUGUUUUCUCACUCAAAGAGAGUGACUUCAGUUGUAUGGAUGAUUCGGGCUUUAUCGACUUGAAGCUUGAUUACUCAUCAGAAUCAAAGGCAGAUUUCUCUGCUGCAAAAAUGGCUGUGUUAUCAGGUCAUGACUCUGGUUUUGGCAGCAUGAGAGGUUGUAGUUUUGUGGCACAUGAAUGUGGAGGUUGUAGUUUGGAGAAUUUCAGAGGGGACGAGAGUUUCAGAAAUGGGGGUUCUUGUAGGAUUACAGUGAAUGAGAGAGAGAUGAGGAAGGGCAGGAAAAGUAUUAAAGGAUGGCGCUGGAUUUUCAAGCACCAUGCAAGGAAGAAGGACGAAGAUCUUAUGUUCAAAAGCUGAUAUAUGUUGAACUACAUAGAAAUAGGAGAGUGUCUUUUCUCUUUUUGUGCAGAUAAAUCUCAAAAUUGUUAUUCUGUUUUUUAUGUUUUCCCAUUUCUAGUCACUCGGCCCCUAAAAUCAAAAGAGGAGUCAGGAAAAAAAAAAAAAAUUAUAAGCUAGUGUCCUUUCCCCUUUGUACUUUAUUUUAAUUCAG
Messenger RNA from Juglans regia (Persian walnut), 1382 nucleotides. RefSeq lists its product as uncharacterized. The transcript has 2 exons. The coding region runs from base 32 to 1189 and encodes 385 amino acids. NCBI's taxonomy places the organism in Eukaryota, Viridiplantae, Streptophyta, Magnoliopsida, Fagales, Juglandaceae. The record is from RefSeq and is a predicted model, not a curated record.